AUGCAGAAAGAGAUGUUGCCUUUCUCCUACCCCCUACACUGGCCCGCGUGCUUCAACGUGACGUCCGCUUCCCCGCUAACCAACGUCAGACCGCUGGUGUUUGUGAACGUUCCUGAGAUCGGCCUCGGUAAACCCCAGGAUAAAAAGCCUUCCUUUACUAUAGAAUCCAUUCUGGGACUGGAUAGUGGCAAGCCGCAGUCCUUAGCCGUUCCAACUUAUACGAUACCGGCGAAACAGCGGGAAACGCCUUGUUCCAGAAAUAUCAAAGCUGUUAGCGUGAAAACGUCCAAACCUAGUGAUGCUGGUGACCAAUCGAAACCGAGAGCAGCGAUACAGGGAGGAGAAAGCGAGUGUAAGACAAGUCCGGCUAAGGCCAAGCGGAUACGGACAAUCUUCACCGCCGAGCAGCUGAAUCGCCUCGAAGCCGAGUUCUUGCAGCAACAGUAUAUGGUCGGUCGGGAGAGGUCGCAUCUGGCAUCGGAACUCAACCUGAAAGAGGCCCAGGUUAAGGUGUGGUUUCAGAACAGACGGAUCAAAUGGAGAAAACAGCACUAUGAUGGUCAACUACGAAAAGAAACGAGGCUUGAUCACGACACCGAGAACUUGUUGACACCAGAAAACACCAAAAACGUGUAAAGACACCCAGCGGAAGUAUAUCUAGUCGGAAAGUGCUAUGUCCAGUUCUGGUCAGCAGAAUUCUUAGCAUAUCUAUAACAUCAUUACAAGUUCUAGGCUUUCUUAGAGAAUAGAUAAGGAGGAGGAAACCCUUCCGAACAACUUAUAGAAGAUAUGCAUUGUUUCAAAAGUCGGAAUGAGUUAUCCACAUUUAAAUCAUUUUAAUACUUAAGUUGUUAUAUCUCUGCAGUAUGUGAGAAUAGUGGUAAAGCUGGGGUAUAGGUC
This is a messenger RNA of Limulus polyphemus (Atlantic horseshoe crab), 900 nucleotides long. RefSeq names its product ventral anterior homeobox 1a-like. Lineage: Eukaryota; Metazoa; Arthropoda; Merostomata; Xiphosura; Limulidae. Gene Ontology annotation, biological process: neuron differentiation; central nervous system development; regulation of DNA-templated transcription. Bases 1 to 636 code for a protein of 211 amino acids. The transcript is spliced from 2 exons. The record is from RefSeq and is a predicted model, not a curated record. Gene Ontology annotation, molecular function: DNA binding; DNA-binding transcription factor activity, RNA polymerase II-specific.